UUUUUAUCUGGUUAAUUAUGUUAUUACAAAUUAUGAAAAACAUUACAUAUAUAGACGAUAUUACCGACAAUUCUACGUGCCUUAUGAGGAUUCACGCCUGACUGCAUCAUCCUGAGUAGCCCAAUGAGAUCCAUUCCUAACGGUACUCCUUGUGCCAUGCUAACGGUACUCCUUGCGCCAUGCUGGAGAUCUCUUGUAAGCAUUUUUUCUAAUUUUCUGCAUAAUUUGCAUUUUUCGGGAAUUGAACCCCAGACCUGGGUGUAGAAGCCUUUAAACCUUUAAACCAAUACAUAGACAACUAUACCUAUUUGCUUAAAUCAAAAUAAAUGUUUUGUAUUAGUCACUUUUGCAAUCUCUGAAAAAAUUCAACAACCUAAAAUCUAUUUUAAUUGGUGAUACACACAAAAAUCUCAUCCUGCUUAUUGAAAAGAGAAUUAUAUAAAAUUAAUACCACAAGAAAAAAGUGGAGAAAAUUAAGGUGAAAUCAUUAGUAAGCAAUAGCUAAUUUGGAUACUUCUUGAUAAUUUUGUUAUAAAAUUGCAUUUUAUUAAAAAUCACUAAGCUUAAAAUGUGUUGAGUAAUCAAGUCAAUGGAUACAGUUUUCAUGUGAUCUUUUUCUUAAUAAUGUGGACAUUCCUAAACAAUAGAGAGAAAGAGAGGAAAGUAUCUUCUAUAUAAUUUAAUUACUAAUUAGGAGCAAGCACUCCUCAAAUCUAAGAAACCACAUAGCCGCUUCUUGCACACUCAAGGCAAUGGCUUUCUCUUGCGUCACAAGAAACGUGUUUUCAGUCCUUCCUCUUCUCGUUAUCCUAACAAUCACCCCUCAGUCUUCAUCUUUUUCUCCGAGUGACAAAGUCACAACGGAACUACUUAACCAACUCUGCGCAAAACCGCCAAUUGAUAACAUUACUUUCUGCGUCUGGCAAACCUCUUAUGCUAUAACGGUAGCCCUCGACCUAGGUGGUCUUGUCGAUAUGGUCCUCGAAAAGACGCGAGUGUUUGGCAAUAUGAAUCUGUCGGCGAUGAAAGAGUUAGCGGCGGCAACAACGACUGAUCCGUAUCUCAAAAACACAUAUGAGAUUUGUGUGAUAGAUUAUGAAUUAGCCGUUACAGCGAUCGAGGGAGCUCAAGUGUUUGCGAGGUCUAAAUCCUACGCGCUAGUACCUCAGGCAGCUUCUAAAGCGUUGGAUAUCAUAUCUUCGUGCGAGGCUGACCUUAAAGAUCUGAAAAACUUGGGUGCUUAUUCUAUACGCAAUUCGGUGUUUGAGAAAAUGUGCAACAUUGGUAGCGGUUUCUCCAACGUUUUGACGUCUUGAUUCUUUUAUGUUUCAUUCACCUGCAUGAUGGUAACAAACAAAAAAACUUUUAAGAUGUCA
Messenger RNA from Brassica rapa (field mustard), 1376 nucleotides. RefSeq lists its product as uncharacterized. Lineage: Eukaryota; Viridiplantae; Streptophyta; Magnoliopsida; Brassicales; Brassicaceae. Gene Ontology annotation, biological process: negative regulation of catalytic activity. The record is from RefSeq and is a predicted model, not a curated record. Gene Ontology annotation, molecular function: pectinesterase inhibitor activity.